This is a messenger RNA of Trichomycterus rosablanca, 1579 nucleotides long. RefSeq names its product tubulin, beta 5 (gene tubb5). The record is from RefSeq and is a predicted model, not a curated record. The transcript has 4 exons. Gene Ontology annotation, biological process: microtubule cytoskeleton organization; mitotic cell cycle. Gene Ontology annotation, cellular component: microtubule; cytoplasm. Lineage: Eukaryota; Metazoa; Chordata; Actinopteri; Siluriformes; Trichomycteridae. Gene Ontology annotation, molecular function: GTPase activity; structural constituent of cytoskeleton; GTP binding. The coding region runs from base 53 to 1387 and encodes 444 amino acids.
CACCGCACCGUUACAUCUGUACUCACCACCUUUAAUAACCUAAGCGCUCAUCAUGAGGGAGAUUGUGCACAUGCAGGCUGGUCAGUGCGGUAACCAGAUUGGUGCCAAGUUUUGGGAGGUGAUCAGUGAUGAGCAUGGCAUUGACCCAACAGGAACCUACCAUGGUGACAGCGACCUUCAGCUUGACAGAAUCAGCGUCUACUAUAAUGAAGCUACAGGAGGUAAAUACGUCCCGAGAGCUAUUCUGGUGGAUCUGGAGCCUGGCACCAUGGACUCAGUCCGCUCUGGUCCCUUCGGACAGAUCUUCAGACCUGACAACUUUGUGUUUGGUCAGAGCGGUGCUGGUAAUAACUGGGCUAAAGGUCACUACACAGAGGGAGCAGAGUUGGUGGACUCUGUCCUAGAUGUGGUCCGUAAGGAGUCGGAGAGCUGUGACUGCCUACAGGGCUUUCAGCUCACCCACUCGCUGGGCGGCGGGACCGGAUCCGGCAUGGGCACCCUGCUUAUCAGCAAAAUCCGUGAGGAGUACCCUGACCGCAUCAUGAACACCUUCAGCGUGGUUCCUUCUCCUAAAGUGUCCGACACCGUGGUGGAGCCCUACAACGCCACCCUGUCCGUCCAUCAGCUAGUAGAAAACACGGAUGAGACAUACUGCAUCGACAACGAAGCUCUGUACGAUAUUUGCUUCCGCACUCUCAAGCUUACCACGCCCACAUACGGCGACCUCAACCACCUCGUGUCAGCCACCAUGAGUGGCGUCACUACGUGCCUGCGUUUCCCUGGGCAGCUCAAUGCCGACCUGCGCAAGCUGGCUGUCAACAUGGUGCCCUUCCCUCGUCUGCACUUCUUCAUGCCUGGAUUUGCACCCUUGACCAGCAGGGGUAGCCAGCAGUACCGUGCACUCACGGUGCCUGAGCUUACUCAGCAGGUAUUUGACGCUAAAAACAUGAUGGCCGCAUGUGACCCGCGCCACGGCCGCUACCUUACGGUCGCCGCUGUCUUCCGUGGCCGCAUGUCCAUGAAAGAGGUGGAUGAGCAGAUGCUCAACGUGCAGAACAAGAACAGCAGCUACUUCGUCGAAUGGAUUCCCAACAACGUCAAGACCGCCGUCUGCGACAUACCACCACGCGGCCUCAAGAUGUCCGUCACCUUCAUCGGCAACAGCACAGCCAUCCAGGAGCUGUUCAAGCGCAUCUCUGAGCAGUUCACCGCCAUGUUCCGCCGCAAGGCUUUCCUGCACUGGUACACCGGAGAGGGUAUGGAUGAGAUGGAGUUCACUGAGGCCGAGAGCAACAUGAAUGACCUGGUGUCCGAAUACCAGCAGUACCAGGACGCCACCGCCGAGGAGGAGGGCGAGUUUGACGAGGAGGGUGAAGAGGUUGCCUAAGUAGAGAAAAGAAUGGAAGCAGCAUAGGGGUGUGGGAGGAAAAUGUAGCAAGGCACAUGCUGAAUCUGAUGUAGGUGUCUCAAAUGAAGUAGAAAAUAGCGCUAGAUAAACAGGGCCAAAACAACCAGAGGAAUCUCGAAAGUGUUCCUGAGCACAGAAUAAAAAAGUUACAUUAAAUAAAUGUACUCAUUA